Messenger RNA from Prunus persica (peach), 1720 nucleotides. RefSeq names its product putative methylesterase 12, chloroplastic. The record is from RefSeq and is a predicted model, not a curated record. Gene Ontology annotation, molecular function: methyl salicylate esterase activity; methyl indole-3-acetate esterase activity; methyl jasmonate esterase activity. Lineage: Eukaryota; Viridiplantae; Streptophyta; Magnoliopsida; Rosales; Rosaceae. Gene Ontology annotation, biological process: jasmonic acid metabolic process; salicylic acid metabolic process. The transcript has 5 exons. Bases 365 to 1396 code for a protein of 343 amino acids.
AGUCUUCUACCCUUGAAGACUUGAAAGAAACAGAAAAGCAUUAAAUAGCUCUCCUUUCAGUUGGGGAGUAGUGUUGUUCCUGGUUUUCAUUGCACAUCGCACAUUCUUAUUUAUUGUUCCCAACAACUUCUCUCCUGCCUCUCAAACCUCACCUCACCUAAUCUCUUUCUCUCUCUCCUCUCUUUCUGAGGUAAAAAGUUAAUAGAAAAUUCAGCUUUGACAUAGAAGACUGCAUCUUUGCGGACAAUGUCAUAUUUCUUCAACAAGACAACAUUUUCCGGGAAAAUUUCCUGACUUUCUUCCGUUUUCCGUGGAAGUUCCCAGAAAGGAUUAGUGGGUUUUGCUUAGAACUUGUUUUCCGACAAUGGGUAAUCGAUUUACUUGCAUGUCAAAGAAGGAUACUAAAGAUAUUGGAUCCAGAAGCAAGAGAGUAAAUCGCUCACAGAGGAAACUGCUGGCUGAGGAAGAGUUCUUGCACAGGCAAGCUCUGUCUAUGGCUCUUCAUCAGCACCAAUUGUCUCAGAGGUUUGACGGAUCCAUGUCUAGAAGAAUUGGGUCCACAAGCUCUAGGAGACUCGCUGAUCCAUUCGCUAAUGGGAAGCAGGUACCAGAAUCUUUGGAGAAUAUUAAAACAAAAAAAUUUAUUCUGGUACAUGGAGAAGGGUUUGGAGCAUGGUGUUGGUACAAAACAAUUGCUCUACUAGAGGAAGCAGGAUUGCUUCCGGUUACCUUUGAUCUCAAGGGUUCUGGUAUUGAUCUUACAGAUACUAACUCUGUUGCUACGCUGGCAGAAUAUUCAAAACCAUUGAUUGAAUAUCUAGAAAAUCUUGAAGAGGAUGAAAAGGUUAUCUUGGUUGGUCACAGUAAUGGAGGUGCCUGUGUUUCUUAUGCACUAGAGCACUUUUCGCAGAAAAUUUCAAAAGCAAUUUUCAUCUGUGCUACUAUGGUGUCUGAUGGCCAGAGACCGUUUGAUGUGUUCGCUGAAGAGCUUGGUUCUGCAGAACAAUUUAUGCAAGGGUCAAAGUUUUUGAUUCAUGGGAAUGGAAAAGACAAGCCUCCUACAGGAUUCAUGUUUGAGAAAGAGCAGAUGAAAGGGUUAUAUUUCAAUCAAUCUCCUGCAAAGGAUGUUGCUCUGGCCAUGGUUUCCAUGAGACCUAUCCCACUAGGCCCAAUCAUGGAAAAACUGUCAUUGUCACCCAAAAACUAUGGAACUAGCCGGCGGUUCUUCAUUCAAACAUUAGAUGAUCGGGCACUUUCCCCAGAUGUCCAAGAAAAGCUAGUGAGGGAAAACCCCCCAGAGGGAGUGUUCAAGAUAAAAGGCAGUGACCACUGCCCAUUCUUCUCAAAGCCACAAUCACUGCACAAAAUGUUGGUGGAAAUUGCUCAGAUUCCAUAGCUUUAAAUAUCAGAAAUUGUAUUCCUUUGUUUUACCUUUGAGUUACAUAACAAAAACGUAGCUGAUUGCUUAGUUCUAUGAUGUUUGGCCAUGGUUGUAUGUAGAACAAGGUGGCCCAAUUGCUUGUACCCAAUUUCUACUUAGUAUAUAGGCAAAGGAAAUGCUGAUUUACACUAUACAAAAGCAAUCUCAUCUAGUCAUGCUCGUGGUUUGUUGCGGAUAAGGCUCAAGAAGCUUGAAUUUACAACAGUGGUCCUUGUCCUUGCAUUGUACGCUUCAUUACAUUGUCACCCUAUUCAUUAAUAGCUCAAGUUUUUGAGGUUA